AUGGACCGAAGAUUGGACAGCCUUCCAGGGGGUAUCGAUCCGCCUCGUGCGCCUACAGCAGAAGAAGUGGAUAUAAUUCUCCGACAUUACCGCAGCGACGUGCUCCGAUGGCAUGCAAUGAAUCUGUUCAAUGACCAGAUAUGCCCCGCUUUACUGCGCACACACUAUUGCACCGACGAAGAAGAGAAAGCCAGACACGAUGAACUAAUGACUGAAUGGGUCGAUUCAGAUCCCUUUGAAUCAGAGGCCUGGUGGGCGGUUCUCGAUAAUGCGGAUCUCUUCAACUUCGGCCCGGAGUGGCGGCGUGUGUACGAGAUUCUUCCCGACCUUACGGGCCCACUUGAGCCCGAGGUCGAUGAUGGACUGGAGAUUCCGCGCGCCCGUAGAGCAGAACGCCUUGAAAAUUUCCGGUCUGGUCUCAAAGCGCAAAUUGCCGAAGCGAAAGAAGAAGCCCCAGAGACUUAG
Molecule: messenger RNA, 465 nt
Organism: Penicillium egyptiacum
Lineage: Eukaryota; Fungi; Ascomycota; Eurotiomycetes; Eurotiales; Aspergillaceae
Source: the annotation of a GenBank genome assembly